Messenger RNA from Acipenser ruthenus (sterlet), 2586 nucleotides. RefSeq names its product glutathione hydrolase-like YwrD proenzyme. The transcript is spliced from 11 exons. Lineage: Eukaryota; Metazoa; Chordata; Actinopteri; Acipenseriformes; Acipenseridae. Gene Ontology annotation, molecular function: glutathione gamma-glutamate hydrolase. The record is from RefSeq and is a predicted model, not a curated record. Bases 711 to 2396 code for a protein of 561 amino acids. Gene Ontology annotation, biological process: glutathione catabolic process.
UCUGACACGCUACAUUCCCCACAAUCCUUUGCAAGCUACACUGCUGUUGUUGGUGAAGUGAAAGCUUUCUCUCUUGUCACUGGAUGGUAUCAAAUACCGUAGUUUGUUUUUUUGUCGGCGUAGCUAUUUAACAUUAUAUUGCAGUGGGAUCAUGAGGGUUUUUUUGCCUGUUUUGUACAGCAUGUUUAUAUGUAAACUAUCUUACAACAGAAAGUGACAGCGGCGAGUAAAAAAAAAAAACUGAACGUCUGUCGAGUCUUUUUUUUAGCAACUUUGUUUUAUUGAAAACAUGCUAGCUCAUUUUAAUAAUUAUAAUAAUAAUACGCACACACAGAAAGCUCAGUGUUUGUAAUAUGUAGUUUUGUUUAAGAUGUUUGUUUACUGCAAAAACAGAGCUAAAGCCUUUUCACAGUCAUGAUUGCAGAGAGAUUAUUCAUUAAAUGAUUUAAAUCAUUCACAAAGCAUAACCAUUGCAAAUUUCAGUCUCUCUGGCCUAUUUUAACCUGAAGAAGAGACCUUUGACGCCUUGUAAGCUUGUGAUUAAUUAUUGUUUAGUCAGUCCAAUAAAAGGAAUCGCAUCUCAUUGUCUAUGUAUGCACUUACACAAAUGCAUGUUUAGAGGAAGAGCCCUGUAGAAUCUAUACAGAAAUACAUUCAAGGAAUAUAGGUAUAUAUCUAUAGGGUAUUCUCACUGUUGCAUUUAGGAAGACAUGUCACCACCACACCUGGCCUUCUCCUCUAGACGGUCACCUGUUGUUUGCACUAAUGGCUGUGUUGCCUCAAGCCAGCCUUUAGCAACAGCUAUUGGCCUGGAUAUAUUAAAGAGAGGAGGGAAUGCUGCAGAUGCUGCUGUAGCAGUAGCAGCUGCUUUAAAUGUGACAGAACCCUGCAGCACUGGCAUUGGUGGAGACUGCUUCUGUCUCUUUUACGAUGCUAAAAGCAGAGAGGUGAAAGGACUGAAUGGAAGUGGCAGAAGUCCUCAAGCCCUCACGCUCAGUUUGAUUGAGCAGUAUGGUUUUGAUGAGGCAACCCCCCCUCAUCCAUUCCAUGCCCUGAACAUCACUGUACCUGGAGCAGCAGCUGGCUGGUGUGACACUGUUGAUUUCUUUGGCAGCAAAAAGCUUUCUCUGAGUGACAUUCUGCAGCCUGCCAUUGAGCUUGCAGAGAGGGGGUUCCCAGUGGCAGAGAUCACUGCAUUCCAAUGGGCAAAAUGGGCGGAGGCCCUGGAAAGAUCCGGAAAGAAACUGGAAGCCUUCCUAAUCAAUAACCAGCCACCAAAACAUGGACAGGUGUUUAAGAACCCACUGUUAGCUCAAACUUUCAAGGAGCUUGCUGAACAUGGCAGAAGGGGAUUCUAUGAAGGAAGAAUUGCUGAGGCCAUUGUGGAGAUCAUUCAGCAGAAUGGCGGGGUCAUGUGUUUAGAUGAUCUUAAGAGUCAUGCCAGUUUGAAUGUAACACCAAUUUGCACAGACUAUAAAGGGGUGAGACUCUGGGAGAUACCUCCUAAUGGACAAGGAAUCACUGCCCUGAUUGCUCUCAAUAUAUUAGAAAACUUCUGCAUUAAAGAGAUGGGCCACAACACUGCAGAUUACCUCCACAUUCUUGCAGAAGCACUAAAACUCAGUUUUUCCGAUACGUCUCAUUUCUGUGCCGACCCUGAUAAGGUUAAAGUACCAGUUCAAGAACUUUUGUCGAAAGAGUAUUGCAAACGGCGUUCAGAACUUAUCAGCUUUCAAAAAGCAAACAGCCAGCUGGAACAUGGCAUCCCUGCAGGAAGUGACACGGUAUACUUCACUGUGGUGGACAAAGAGGGCAACGCCUGCUCAUUCAUCAACAGUAACUACAUGGGGUUUGGAACAGGUCUAGCUCCUGAAGGUUGUGGAUUUACUCUACAAAACAGAGGGGCUUGCUUCAGUUUUGCCCGCGACCAUCCAAACUGUGUGGCUCCAGAGAAGAGACCCUAUCACUCGAUAAUCCCUGCACUGGCAACAUCCACAGCGAGUGGAGAGCUUCUGUGUUCCUUCGGAGUCAUGGGGGCUCUCAUGCAGCCUCAAGGCCAUGUUCAGGUGUUGGUUAAUAUGCUGGAAUUUGGAAUGGAUCCACAGCAAGCUCUUGAUGCAGCUCGUCUUUAUGUGCAGUACAGCAAGCCUGACAAAAAAUGGCACGUGUCACUGGAAGAUGGAAUUGCAGCUUGUGUGGCCGAGGAUCUCAUGGAAAGAGGUCAUGAUGUGCAGUGGCCUGUAACUGGACAUGACCGGGCGCAGUUUGGACGAGGACAGGUUAUUGCCAGUGGGAGCUGGUGGGAAUCUUUGAGUUCAUGUGAUUCCAGUAAACAAGAAAGGGUUCUGUGGGCUGGAUCCGAUGCACGGGGAGAUGGCUGUGCGUUGGGAUAUUAGGGUUUUAACUCUCACCUCUUUAAAAAAAAAAAUAAUAAUAAUAAUAAUUUUGAUUGUUUAAGAAUGGUGCAUUUUCACUGAUUUUAUAUAAUCUGCAGAACAGUGCUGAAGAAUCAUCUUUGGGAAUUUUAAAUGUACUAAAAUGUAUUUCAUUUAAAAAUCACUCUCAAUAAAGACAUUUUCUUUUGAA